This is a messenger RNA of Botrytis deweyae, 5343 nucleotides long. RefSeq lists its product as uncharacterized. Gene Ontology annotation, molecular function: ATP binding; protein serine/threonine kinase activity; protein serine/threonine/tyrosine kinase activity. The record is from RefSeq and is a predicted model, not a curated record. Gene Ontology annotation, biological process: peptidyl-threonine phosphorylation; peptidyl-serine phosphorylation. Lineage: Eukaryota; Fungi; Ascomycota; Leotiomycetes; Helotiales; Sclerotiniaceae. The transcript has 3 exons. Bases 573 to 4847 code for a protein of 1424 amino acids.
UGAGCCACCUCGACUCUCGAAAAGGUACGGGAAACAUCAAGCUUUUAUCCCAUUCGCAGUACCAGUAACCAGUAACGGGAACGUACAGGUACAGGCUUGCAAUCCAUCCCCAAAAUAUUGUUCAACUUCUCUUAGUCUAUCUGCAGCCUCAGAGAGACUGACUCUCCAUACAAUAAAAAAAAAUACAAUACAAUACAACAUCCACCGCUACCUUCAUUUCACCACUAAACACAAUCCACGAGCCAUUCCUCGAGAUAUCUUCCAAUCUUCGAAUCCAAAAAGAGGAUACCAUCACAUCAAUUGACGCGCUUUAUUUCUGUGGAGAAGGAAAAAAAAUUAGAUCUUGACUCUCGAGAGACACUGUUACCGAUAGCUUUCCUCUGCAUUUUACUGGGUUCCCAUUUACAACGACUUCCCUGUUUACUAGUUAUACCCUACGACGGCCAUUUGAAAUGAGAUAGUCCAUCGACAAACUCGGCCCUUAAACGGACUGAGCUCAAGGAAAAGCAAAAUCCUUUACUCGACAUUAAUUUCUGUCGCUGGCUUCCCCCAGUGACUUUAGUUCCUUAUUCAUGAUUCGGGAACAGAGGGCUCCUUCAGGUCCACGACCCGACCUUUCACCCACAAGACAAAGGAUUUCUGAGAAUUAUCCUCCCAGUGUAGGCACAGGAGGUUCGCGUCUGAUAGCUGGGACAGAGCCGACACUGCAUGCUCCACAACGAAACAAUCAUACCCUAUUUACAUUUGGAGGUCACAACGACGAUAAUUCGGCUUCUUACGACUUUUUGCCUUCUCCCAGUUUUGACGACCUGCAGACUAGCAUCUCCAAUGAACUACAGCUCACAGCACAAUAUCCGGCAACAGGUGGGGGAGAUUCAAUGCCGAGAGAGAAGCCUUCAAUGGGGGAAAUUAAAGCAUCCAUGAACAAUGGGCGAGGAAUAGGUUCUGCGCGUGGAGUGUCUGGACCACGACCCGCGAGAACCUCCUCUUUUCAACGUAGGCAGAGUGUGAGCAAUCGUCAAGGUAGCAUAUCUUCAACAGCUUCUUCAACUGCAUCGGGGAAUAUGGACCCGCCAUCUGCUCCUCUAGCCGUUCGAACUCGACGAAAUCAAUAUCCUCCGAUAUCUGGAAGUGCUGCCUCCAAUGCGCCUGCUGCUAGAAUACCGCGCAGAUCUGUAGGAGGUGCUGAGUCGGAUAGCUCAAGCAAGGCAGGGGCCACACAAAGACGACGUCCGAGUCUUGCUCCAAGUACAUCAUUACAAUCAUUGUCGGAUGCUGCCAAUGCAUCUGCAAGAUUGAACAGUACAGGAGUUCCAAGUUAUAUGGAUGGAGCAAGAGGUACCACUGCCUCGAGAGCAGCUAAAACUAAAUCAUUGCAACCUCCGAGUAAAGGGCAACCCCAGGUUUCUAUUCAGCCUGGCACACCAGACCACAGUAGGUCAUCAUCCCUUGCUACAAAGUCACCAGGAAGGCCCAGCGGAACAGGGAUACCUGCAACCACACCAUCAUCAACCUCGAAGCGGAUGUCAGUCUUGCCAGGUACUUCCCAUGCAAGUGGACUUGGGGCUAGAACCAUCAGCCCUACAGAUACUCGAAGAGCCAAACGAUUAUCGACUCAUCAAGGAAAUCCUACUGUUUCGCCAGGUACACCGCCAACUCCACAGCCUGACUCGUAUCCGGCAUUUACUCCUCGAGGGUCUUCAAGGUCCCCUUCAAUGUUACCUCGAAAGGUGCCCACACCUUCAUCAUCUCGAACUACUCCGGAUAGUAACCGUAAGUACAAUUCUGCUAUUUCAGCUGCGUCGAGUUCAAGCUGUAACACAUCUCGAAAUACUACAGGUUCCUUACAGCCUCGAGUGUCGUCACUUGCCCCCACGACAUCAAGGUUACCAACACCCAAGUCACGAAAUGUUCAUAGCUCAGCUGGUAAUAAUGAGGAGGAAGAUGUUCCGCCAGUUCCUGCGAUACCCAAAGCGUAUGAAUCCCCCAAAGAUUCUCCUAUCGAAACUCCAUUUUUCGCCAAGAGGAAAUCAAGCAUGCCGUUUGAUGCUAGUAGUAUUAACAGUACUUCAACAAAUAGCAUUUCUGGUAGGAACUCUGCACGUGAACCAACCAAGAUUGAACGAGAGCCAAAGAGGUCGAGGCAUGCGCCACCUAGCUCGAAUUCAGAUCUUGAACAGCAAAAGCAAAAUACUGCGACUCCCAAGAAAAAGAACCUUCAACCACUUCGUCUGCCACCCUUGAAUUUGUUACCAUUAAGCGCUCCUACUGCUGCAAAGGCUGCGGCCAUAUCCAACCCUGAGCCUUUACCAAAUGGUGCCAUUACACCUCCGCCUAAGCGGACAAAUACAAAGACCCCAAGUUCACCCAUGACAGCUUCCAAGACCUCGUUCUUUUCCCGUCGUAACGAAGACAAACCGGAGCACCAUACGCCUAAAAUGCGGAGCAAUAGUUCUAUCCAUCAUAGACCUACGGAAUCUUCGCAAGUAUUUGGAAGUAACAGUGGGACGAAGCCCAUACCUAUAGCUAACCGUCCACCACCGCCUAGGGAAACCUCCCCAUAUCUAUCCUCAUCUCUUCCCAAGAACAACGCUGGCCAGCAUCUCAUGCCUCGGUCCAAAACUAGUGGUGAUUUCACUACAAUGGACACUUCGACGACUGAAAACAAGCCGGCAAGAUUGACUGGGCCACGUGCCUUGAAGGUGAAUAGAUUAGCUAAAACAGAUACUCCUGCGGAAGUCUCAAGUCCGGAAGAACCCCCAACACCAUCUUCAACAACCUCGUUGCGAAGAAAGUUGAGUCUUGGUUGGAAGCGAUCUGGAUCGAAGAACGCCGCCAGCAAUGCUCAAGCAACAGGCGGAAGAGAAGCCAACCAACCACCUCCUCCGCCAAAACAUGAUAAUAUGCCACCGCCUAGAUUGCCUGCUUCUUCUACCAUGAACAAUAUGAGUAGCAACAACAAAGAAAUUCCCAGUCCUAGUCCUUCGGUCAAGUCAACCACUACUACUACUUAUCUCAAUUCCAGUCGAAGGAAGAGCUCAGUUUCGAGCCUUAAUAUGAUUACGGGUCAUGACAGAACAAAGAGUGAUAGCUGGGGGUUGAAUCGAAACAGUCCGAAGAAAGAGACAUCAACUGACUCUAUGGCUUCUGAGAGAAAUAUCCCAACCGCGACUUCUCGAACUACGUCUUCUGUUAUGCAUAGAAUGCUCAAUCCAAAGGCCUCUAGUACUAGUAUUAGACAUCAAGAUCACUGGACAUCGGAAUUGGACAAGGAUGAUCUUCUGGCGGAAGAGGAGAUGAAGAAACUCGGCAAUAAACGAAAGGAAACAGAGACAGCAGCUCGUCAAUUAGAUGCUCUAAGAAAACGUGCUACUCCUAAGGAUCGAGCGAACCCUCAACAGGCUCUCAAACUUGUCUCGCAUCUCAACAUUUACGAGAAAGGGGAAAUUGUCGAUUACAAGGACAUUUACUUUUGUGGGACAUCUAGUGCAGCCAAACAUGUUGGUCAACUUCAAUCCGAUGCGGCCAAUUUCGGGUACGAUGAUGAAAGAGGGGAUUAUCAAAUUGCCACUGGAGAUCAUCUCUCAUAUCGUUAUGAAAUUAUCGAUGUUCUUGGUAAGGGAAGUUUUGGUCAAGUCGUAAGAUGUAUUGAUCACAAGACUGGAGGAUUAGUAGCUAUCAAGAUCAUCCGGAACAAGAAGCGAUUCCAUCAGCAAGCUUUGGUAGAGGUUAACAUCCUCCAAAAGUUGCGCGAAUGGGAUCCCAAAAACAAGCACAGCAUGGUCAACUUUGUUCAAAGCUUCUACUUCCGUGGUCAUCUUUGUAUCUCUACUGAACUUUUAGAUAUGAAUCUCUAUGAGCUCAUCAAAGCUCAUUCUUUUAGGGGGUUCUCGCUCAAGAUCGUUCGACGAUUUACAAAGCAAAUGCUUAGCAGUUUGUUGCUUUUGAAAUCAAAGAAAGUCAUUCAUUGUGAUUUGAAACCCGAAAAUAUUCUUCUCGCACACCCUCUUCAUUCAGAGAUUAAGGUUAUUGACUUUGGGUCAAGUUGCUUCGAGAACGAGAAGGUAUAUACGUACAUUCAAUCCCGAUUUUAUCGAUCGCCUGAAGUUAUCCUUGGUAUGACAUAUGGUAUGCCGAUAGAUAUGUGGAGUCUUGGAUGUAUCUUGGCGGAGCUUUUUACUGGAGUGCCCAUCUUUCCUGGUGAAAACGAACAGGAACAACUCGCCUGCAUCAUGGAAGUGUUUGGUCCGCCGGAAAAGCAUUUGAUUGAAAAAAGUACUCGCAAAAAGCUUUUCUUUGACUCUCUCGGAAAACCACGCCUCACGGUAUCUUCAAAGGGACGCAGACGUCGACCAUCCUCGAGAUCUCUUCAGCAAACCAUCAAGUGCGAUGACGAAGUUUUCCUUGACUUCUUGGCACGUUGUCUCAGGUGGGAUCCUGAAAAGCGUCUGAAGCCUGAUGAAGCUGUUAGGCAUGAAUUUAUCACUGGUCAAAAGGCAGCUGCUCCACCUCGUAUCAAUACUCGAAUCGACUCGCCAAUAAAGCGACACAAUACCACCGCUGCACCUGCUUCCAAUAGACCCCUUCCAGAACCACCUGCUUACAAGAGUGGUUCAUCUGUUCGGCCACCCGCAGCUGGGACAAGUCCAAGUAAAGCUCUUCCUCCUCGGAGACAAUCCAAUGCCACAACAUUGACUGGACCUCCUGGGCCGAAACGUACAAGUACUGGAACCGUGGCAAUUUCUGGUAGUAGCGGCUUGCCCCGAGUCACACGAAGUGUCAGCUCGAAACAGGAUUUAGCAUCAGCGGGGGCAUCGGCAGCUAUGAGUAGUCGGCGAGCAUUAUAGAUCAUGUAAUGUAUGAAACGAAAAGUGUUGAGAAUGAAAAAAUCAUUCAUACCACUCAUUGGGUACAUAAGGAGCGGAUUAUACGAAUAGACGAGUUUUUAUUACUUCACUGCAAUUUUCUUUCCUUCGUUUGAAGUUGUCCUUUAUUGCAUAGCAGCGAGGUCGGCCGGAGCAUUUUUCUUUUCUUAUUUUUUUCUUGUCACAUGUCUUUCCAUGAUGCAUACCCACUGCGCAAACAACUAUACAUACCUCAUUCGUUUAAAAGCAUAAUGCGAAUCGUAUAACUCUAGCCGAAGCCUUUCAUUCGAUAUACUGAAAGUUGAUUAGGCGUUCUUGUGGCAGCAGGGCUGUAAGCUAGAACAAUCUGGAGUAUCCUUUUUGUGGGCGGACCGCGCAUUCAUUGAUACGCAUAUAAACACUACUAUAAUUUAAUUUGACGUCUUUCAUUCACGAAAUUAUUUACUGGGAGUUUGGGAGUUUUUUAAUUAAGAAAAGA